GAAAUAACAACAAUGAAAAACGUUCAUAUGAAGAAAAUCGGAUAGAAAAAAUAUCGAACAUAUGUGUGGACCUACAGUUAAUGAUACCAAAUAGAAAGACGUCGAUCAGUGUGUACUCGUGACCUCUUGUUGUACAGUCGUCUCUUGUGUAUGUUUACGUGUAAAUUUCCCACCUACCGCCCACGUCCAAAUAUGGCAGCCGCAUCCACACAACUCAUAAAAAAUAAACAGGUAGACAGGUCAACAUUGGAAGGUAUCCUGGGAAUGUUCUGGAAUGCAGAGGUGACAGUUUCGGACGUCCAAUUGGAACCGGCAACUUCUAGAGGAAAUAAUUUCAUAUCUGAUGCUUGGAGGAUCAAAUUCGAACAUACGAAGAAGAGGAGGCCUCAAACUGUUUGUACAGUCAGGGUUGAGGGUGACGCGUACGCCAGGAAAUACACUACUAUACGUAGAGACGGAAUUCGCAAGUCGAUUUUCGUCAAAUCCAGACCCGAGGAUGAGGAACACAACGCCCUAAUGCACACUGAUAUCGCCUUCAAGAAUGAAAUAUUGGCCUAUGAAAAAGUUCUGAUGGCUUUGGACGUUUACUCAAAUGGACCCUUGAGGGUGCCAACAUACGUAUAUGGAAAUCCAACUACCGUGAUCCUUGAAGAUAUGGCCAAUAAGUACUUCGAAUGCAUGAAUAGAAAAUACGUCAUUUCUUGGAAUCAAGUGUGGUCUCCCAUUCGGGAAAUGGCCAAAUUGCACGCAGCAUCUAUCGUUAUGAAAAAAUUGAACAAGCCCUACUUCGAAGAAAUGAUCAAACAAAUAACACAAGUCCCCCUGAGCGAAACUAUAAAGCUCGCGGAAAAGCAAGCUAGUACAAUAGAUACAACUAUUGAACUCCUCAGGGUUCGUAACGAACCAAAUGCUCAAGAGUACAUAGAAACCUUGAAAGAACUGAAAGAGAAGGCGUGGAACAAACAGAGAGAAAUAAUCAAUAAAGAGGCUCCAGUUAUGGUAGUGAAUCAUGGAAAUUUCUGGAUAAAUAAUUUACUCUACCGUAACGAUCUGAGUAUGCUCUUAGAUUGGCAACACAUUGUAUACAGCUCUCCAGCAACAGACCUAUGUUUCUUCCUAUAUGUCAAUUUUGCUACAGCAUUUUUAACUAAUCAACGAGAGGCUCUCCUCAGUUAUUAUCUUAUGCACUUGCAUCAGUCCAUCUAUGACGUGUGCACUGAGAGGCAAAUGAACAUUUCUGACAUUGAUGGUCUUUUGGAACCCUUAACAUACGAAUGGAUUGAUAGUGAACUCAAGAGAUGCAGCUUAUGCGGCUACAUGAUGGCUCAGUGGAUCAAUCCCAUUUUUUACUGGAGUGAAGCCGUUUUCGACAUGAUGGAAAAAGUGGGAGGUAUGGAGAAUAUGUCAGUUGAACAAAGAUUGGAAAAUAUGACUUCUGAACAGAAAGAUAGAGUAAUUCAAUUGACUAAAGUAUUUAUGAAUGAGUACAGAGAAAAUUGAGAAAUAAAAUGAUGUUGUAAUUGUGAAAUUUUUAUAAGAUAUGUUUUUAUUCAUGAACUUUGUUAUUUACUCAAUGAUUUUACUAUUAAACUUUAUAUUAUUAGACUGAAA
This is a messenger RNA of Coccinella septempunctata (seven-spotted ladybird), 1611 nucleotides long. RefSeq lists its product as uncharacterized. The transcript is spliced from 4 exons. The record is from RefSeq and is a predicted model, not a curated record. Bases 151 to 1500 code for a protein of 449 amino acids. NCBI's taxonomy places the organism in Eukaryota, Metazoa, Arthropoda, Insecta, Coleoptera, Coccinellidae.